Molecule: messenger RNA, 3315 nt
Organism: Stereum hirsutum FP-91666 SS1
Lineage: Eukaryota; Fungi; Basidiomycota; Agaricomycetes; Russulales; Stereaceae
Product: HD-domain/PDEase-like protein
Exons: 7
Coding region: 251-2512 (753 amino acids)
Biological process (GO): signal transduction
Molecular function (GO): 3',5'-cyclic-nucleotide phosphodiesterase activity
Source: RefSeq, a predicted model, not a curated record
AUUCCAGGACCGGUCGGGAAUGGAGGAUGUUGGCUUUGAAAUUUGAGCAAAGGAGAAGCCAAGGGCAGCGCCGGCCACGUGUGAUGCACCGCCGCCGGUUCGGGACAGGCCGCGUGGCCGCCACGGUGUGCUGUAUCCCGACAGUCGAUCUUGCUCUGCGUACACCACCAUACCCUCACCUCUCCGUCUCGACCCCCGCUGCUCUCACCCCCACCCCCACACAUCGUCCGCUCGUUUCUUGCUCUGGGAAAUGGUCGUAGACUCGAACUCGAGACGAAGGAGUGUCGACGUCGGAGGGCUGGCUUUGGCAGUAGGGAACCAGGGCUGUUCCGGUCGGGGCUGGGUAGGAUAUGAUCCAACUACAGAAGCUGAUGGCGAGCCAGACGAGACUGGAACACGCUUCGCAGAGCUCCUCGACGGGCUGUAUACACACGCCAAUAACGCUGCGAGCGUCGAGUUUCUGUCUGAUAUCGAUAUGUCGGAUGAGACGCGGACCAAACUCGUUGAACUUCUCAAUACCCCUGCCUUCGAGCCCCACAAACUCCUACCGGAAGAAGUCUUGAUGUGCUCACUCAUGCUAUUUGAAACACUCUUUCAAGUGGACGGCCUCCAGGAGGCAGCCGGUGUAUCAUUAGAACAAAUUUUCGCAUUUCUUGCACGUCUUCGCUCUGUCUAUCGCCAGCAAAAUUCUUAUCACAACUUUGAACACGCCCUGGACGUUCUGCAAGCAACAUAUCAUUUUCUUUCGGCUGCCGGUCGCAUCCCUCCUGUUACGAUACUUCACGAACGAGAUCACCCGCCAUGGAGACCAGACAAACAAAAGUUGCAGGGCACCAUGUUAGAUUGUUUGCAUGACGAGGACUUACUCUGCCUAUUCAUCGCUGCUAUUGGUCACGACGUCGGUCAUCCCGGAUUCACGAACAAUUUUAUGAAAAAUGCCAAAACGCCUCUAUCGUGUCUGUAUGACGACCGAUCUGCCCUCGAACAAAUGCACUGUACUCUCCUUCUACAUAUCAUGCACCGACCAAAUCGGCGCGACGCCAUCGACCUUGGACACCUUCUGCAUGACCAAUGCAACGAUGCGGGUCAGCGGUUCAGGAAACUCCUGCUCGCAAUCGUACUCGCAACAGACAUGCGGAUACACAGUGACUUCAUGACUCGGUUCGAGCGGUUACUGAGCGAAAACGAGCCUGAGGACGAAUGGGCCAGGAGGAUUCUACUCUGCCAGGCGCUCAUCAAGUGCGCCGACAUCUCCAAUCCAUGCCGGCCCCUCAACAUUUCACAGUAUUGGGCUGCUGCUCUGAACGAGGAAUGGACAUCACAAGCAGCCCUGGAACAACAUCUUGCGCUCGAGCCCACGGUUCACGCAUCAGCGGACGCAGAAUCUGAAGCUGCAGGCCAAGUCUUCUUCAUUAAUGUCUUUGCCAGACCCCUAUUUGACUUGGUCUCUCGCGCGGUUCCCGAGAUCACUUCUUACGCCGAACAGUGCAAGACCAAUUUUGAGUUCUGGACAUCUCGACAGGCCCAUUACAAACAGCUGAAAGUGGCACGUGCCCACGAAUCACAGACGGCAGAGCCCUCGUCGUCGUCCGCAGACAGUCAGGAUGAUGCCUCCAGUGAUCGUCCUCUAUCACCCUCCCAAGCCAUAGGGGAUUAUCAAUCCGUCUUCCCUAUGACCCUCCCUCCUGGCCUGACCAUCCCAGCCGACACCGUCUCUAUGUUCCCUUCAUCCUGCGCAUUCUCCGAAGUAUCUGCCUAUUAUUCCGCCUGCAGUUCGCUGGCUCCUUCGGUCGGCUCUCGCCCCGCUUCGCCCACGCUCUCGAUAAAUGGAGGCAACCAGACUGCCUGUGCGUCUCCAUCCACAUCCACAAACUCAAGCGACUCUACUUCUAGGUCAGGAUAUGCUUCCAGCUCAGGUGGCGCUCCUUCGCCUUUGCUCUUGGCGAAAACAGUGCCCAGCGCUUCGAGGUCUCCGCUACGAUCGGUCGAACCCCUACCCCCGCUUUCGACGACUUCGACGUCCACGGGAACAACGCCGCCCAGCCCUUAUUCUCCGAGCUCGAGUCCCACAGACGCGGUCUCGGUAUCGAAUAUGUCGUUAGGCCGGAACUCGGUCGUCAGCGUCCUGGGAAAUGCCAUGUUAGGGAGUGGGUUGAACAUGGGUAUGGAUGGGAUGAUGGGAAUGGGUGGAGCGAGCGUGGGAGGGUCGAGCAUCGCGGGGAUGAGCGUGAUGGGGAGUAUGCGUACCGGGAUGAGUGGGGCCACUGGGAUCAAUGGCAGUUCGGGCGCGGGGACGGAGGCGAUCAGGGCGGCAUAUAAGGCGAGUGUGAAGAAAAAGACGAGUUUCCACAGGAAUUCUUGGAACCCGCCGUCUUCGUCCAGGGCUCCGCAUAAUAUGUCUAUCCCUAUACCUGGGAAUGUGAAUAUGCCGGUGGGGAUGAUGGUGAGGGUGAUGAGUGAGGGGGUCGUAGUCGGGAGCUCUGGUGGCAAGGGCGGGGAGGUGGCUUCUUGAGUUCAUGGCAUGGGUCGAUGAGGGUCGUUUUCCUUGGCCUCGUUGUUCUCUACCUUUCGUCUUCAACCGAACUUCAUGUUCUGUUUCCAUCCUUUAAUUAUUAUUUUGCCGUGCGUCAUCCCGCCUAUCUUAUGACUAACGCCGCUCACUGUUCAUUCGAUCUUCCUUUUUCUUGGCUUGUAGUUGUGUUCCUUCUGUGUUAUAUUCUCUGUGUCAUCUGUCGUAAGGCUUUGGCGCUUCUGCUCCACCUCACCUCGACUAUCGUCUGUCUUCAUCUCGCCUGUUUUGUGUCUAUAUCUGUCCACAAUUAGGAUUAGUAGGAUGCGUCCUCUUCCAUUCUACAGUCUCACUUUUUUUUUUCUUCGUCUGUUUCAGUCUUCUGUGUCUCUAUCAGUUUCAUUUUUUUCUUUGUUCGUGGACUUUCUCAGCUUAUGGUCGGAGGAGCACCUUGGAGGUCUUCUUUCUGCUUCGGCUGAUUGCCUUGUCCUUCUGGAUUCAUUGGUCGGUUCGCUUCGUUGGUUUGUGGGUCCGUACGAACGUUGUUCUGAAUCUGGGGUGCGGACUUGGGUUUUUUUCCUUCUGUGGAGCCUCUUAGUGAGGCUGUGUAGUGUCACUCUGGCGUGCGUGUAUACACUCUGUAUUCUGAUCCGUCCCAUCCAUUCAUCUAUCCAAUAGCUCACUAUAUCUACCUCUCUGAAUCCGUUCCUGGUCUCCCUCUCUCUAGCAUCAUGUCUUUGCCUCCCUCGCUCUCGUUCGUACGCGUGUCUUGUUAUUCCUCCAACUCUGUUUUUCUUCUGAUCCGG